GGCAACCGGAGGGGAUAAGAAGUCGAAGAGGGGCGGGGCUUUGUAGCGCAAGCGCUCGGUGGUCCGAGUGUUGUGGGUUGGAGGCUGUUGCUGAGGGGCGAAACAUGGCGACGAAGACGGCCGUGUCCGGGACGAAGACGGCCGUGUGCGUCCUGGCCGGGGACAGCAAAGUCACAGGCGUCGUUCACUUUGAGCAGAAGGAUGAUGGGCCAGUAGUUAUUUCAGGACAUAUUAACUGCUUGGCUCCAGGAAAGCAUGGUUUUCAUGUCCAUGAAUAUGGAGACUACACAAAUGGAUGUAUCAGUGCAGGUGCUCAUUUCAAUCCUGAAAACAAAACACAUGGUGGGCCAGAGGAUGAAGAGAGGCAUGUUGGGGAUCUUGGAAACGUGACUGCAGAUGCCUCUGGUGUGGCAAAAUUGGCAAUACAGGACCAUAUGAUCUCUCUCUCAGGACCACAUUCAAUUAUUGGGCGUAGCAUGGUGGUUCAUGAAAAAGAAGACGACUUGGGUAGAGGAGGAAAUGAGGAAAGCUUGAAAACUGGAAAUGCUGGUGCUCGUCUAGCUUGUGGUGUGAUUGGGCUUGCAAAGGCUUAGCGCUUCAGUGCUAAAAGCAUUUAAUAUGAUACCUGUGAAAUUAAACUUCUGUUGUUGAUUAGGGAAAAAAUUAAUCAUUUAAUUUCAUUGCUGUGUUAAAUGGAAUUUAAGCUGACAGGUUUACUUUAUAUAUCUUGUAAUUAAAGUAACAAUGAAACAUUA
Eublepharis macularius is the source of this 755-nucleotide messenger RNA. RefSeq names its product superoxide dismutase 1 (gene SOD1). NCBI's taxonomy places the organism in Eukaryota, Metazoa, Chordata, Lepidosauria, Squamata, Eublepharidae. Gene Ontology annotation, biological process: removal of superoxide radicals. The record is from RefSeq and is a predicted model, not a curated record. Bases 105 to 593 code for a protein of 162 amino acids. Gene Ontology annotation, molecular function: superoxide dismutase activity; copper ion binding. The transcript has 5 exons. Gene Ontology annotation, cellular component: peroxisome; mitochondrion; nucleus.